AUGGGACGGGGACUGCUUGUCAAUAGCGCAUUGGCUAGCGAUGGCUACCAUCUCAUGCCACCUGCAGUAGCGGACGAUUCCAACCCUGUGACACUGUUUUGGCAAAACUUAACCGUUACACCACACCAGAAGGCUCAUUGCCGUCCGCAACCGGUGCUGAAUGAUAUCAGCGGAACGCUGCAACCGGGGACACUGGUCGCACUGAUGGGACCGAGUGGUGCUGGCAAAACUACACUCAUGUCUACCCUGGCCUACCGGAAAUGUGAUAAGAUGACUAUCACGGGUGAUGUGCGCGUGAACGGAUGCCCUCUCGGCCCUUACAUGUACAACAUCAGUGGCUACAUUUAUCAGGACGAGCUAUUGCCGGAAUCGAUCACGGUGCGCGAGCAUCUGGAGCUGAUGGCUAACCUGAAGCUUGGCAAACAAGUGCCAACCGACGAGAAGCGGACGAUGAUCGCGGAGAUACUGUCGAUGACGGGGCUGGAGAAGUGUGCUGGCACACGGUUGGUCGGUGGUGCCGGAAUCGGCAAAACGUUGUCCGGGGGUGAGAAAAAGCGGCUCGCCUUUGGCGUCGAAAUGCUAUCCCGGCCCCGCUUUCUGUUCUGCGAUGAGCCGACGACGGGCUUAGACUCGUACAGUGCACGGCAGUUGGUGGCCAUGAUGAAGGGCUUGACACGCCGCGGUACGACCGUCCUGUGCAGUAUCCACCAACCAGCCGAGGAUCUGUUUCGGGAGUUCGAUAGUGUCAUUCUGCUAACCGGUGGGCGCACCGGGUUCAUUGGUGCACCACAGGAGGCGGUCGAGUUUUUCCGCAUGCAGGGGCUCGAGUGUGACGCAGGCUACAAUACGGCCGAUUUUCUGGUCAAAGCGCUCGCGACGUCGGUGCCGACAAAGGGAAAUAGUUUCACAACCGGUGCACUGUACCCAAACACGAUCUGCAAUUGCUACGAGGCGAGUGAGGCCGCCCAGCGCCAGGAAGCGCUGAUCAGUGCCGAACAGUAUCGGACCGCCACGGGGCGGCAGAACAGUCUGCUACUCAAGCAGCUCGCCACGGACGGUAACCGGUGCUGGUUCUACACACUGCUCUGGCUGGUGUACAGGAACCUGCUCCAAUCACACCGCAAUCCGAAGCUACAGUAUUUCAAAGUCAUCCAGCGCGUCGCGAUAGCGUUGCUAGUCGGGCUUUGUUUCUCGGAUGCCAUCGAGAUGACGCAGAAGGGUAUACAGGCGAUGCAGGGAAUCAUAUUUUUGAUCGUCUCCGAGAACACGUUCCUACCGAUGUAUGCCGCACUCUCGCAUUUCCCCGAAAGCUUUCCACUGUUUCAGCGAGAGAAAAAGGCCAAUCUCUACAGCACGACCCAGUUCUACCUAGCUCACAUCCUAUCGAUGAGCCCUUUCGUCCUGCUGGAAACGUGCGCGUUCAUACUGAUCGUGUACUUCCUGGCGAACCUAAGACCGACGCUGUUGGGACUGUUGGUUACGGUGGUAGUCUCAGUGCUUGUCAUGAACGUUUCCAUCGCCUGCGGGUGCUUCUUUUCCACGCUGUUUCCCUCGAUCGCUUCCGCAAUGUCGUAUUUGGUGCCGUUUGACUAUAUACUCAUGAUCACCUCGGGGAUAUUUAUUAAAAUCUGGUCGAUGCCGACGUAUCUUAGAUGGAUGCCGUUCAUAUCAUGGAUGAUGUUUGCCAGUGAAGCCAUUUCCAUCGCUCAAUGGGACGGAGUAAAGAGCAUUGAAUGUUCCAACAUCAUUCCUAGUGUAUGUCUGCACAACGGUGAACAGGUACUGGAACAGUAUUCCUUCAGCAGCACCCAUCUGCGGACGGAUUUUUUGGCACUAGUGGGCCAGUACUUUAUCUACCACACGCUUGCACUGCUGUGUUUGGCUAAGCGAGUGUCUUCCACCUAACAGAGUAAAACACUUUGUCGAGCAUACGGCACUUGGAUAUUAGAAAAUUUCAGCUAUACCCUAUUGAUAG
Anopheles darlingi is the source of this 1975-nucleotide messenger RNA. Its product is annotated as protein scarlet-like. The coding region runs from base 1 to 1905 and encodes 634 amino acids. NCBI's taxonomy places the organism in Eukaryota, Metazoa, Arthropoda, Insecta, Diptera, Culicidae. Gene Ontology annotation, cellular component: plasma membrane. Gene Ontology annotation, molecular function: ATP binding; ATP hydrolysis activity; ABC-type transporter activity. The transcript has 6 exons. The record is from RefSeq and is a predicted model, not a curated record.